AUGGAUACAGUCAAGAUACGGGAACGAUAUGUUCGGGAUAUGGCAGGGGGCGGAAACAUAAUUUUGUUACGGAUUUUAAUAGAGAAUGCAAGCCAGGAGAUCAUGACAGUGUGUCCAACCCAGAAUGCAAUUAUAUGGCAUGAAUUCUGUCAAGUUUGGUACUCAUACCGGCCUUUCUAUUCCUGGGACAGCUAUACUAGAAUGUAUCUUGACUCGAAUAAAUAUGAGAAAAAUAUAUCAGACAGCGUUGGUUUUGUUGUAGUUUUGAAGGAUUUCAUGAAUAAACUCUCCGAUCAAGCUGCAUUCAAUCCUUCUAACCUCAUGUUUGCUACUGGUAAAACCAAAAUUUCGAUGAAUGAAACGAUUUAUGGGCUUGUACAGUGCACAAGAGACAUAUCUCGAAGGGACUGUAGAGUUUGUUUGAAUUCUGAAUUUGGAGACCUUGAGUAUCGCCAAGGCGGUACUGUUUUAAGCAGAAACUGCAACAUGAAGUUUCAGCUAUACCUGCUUUACAACGAACCUACUGUGGCUAUGCUAGUUAUCGGUCCAACAACAUUUGUGCUCGCAGGUCUUGCUGCUGGUUGUUGUGUUAUUCGGCAUCAGCGAAGCAAUCGAACACAAAAGGAUGAGGAAAAAAGCCAAAGUACAUUGUUACGAGAAUUGGCAAACCCACCUAGUGUUGACAUUAAUCAAGAAGGUCAAUUUGUCAAUUCUCAGGAACUGCCUUUCAUGGAGUUGGCUACUAUAAAGGCAGCCAUAGGAAACUUUUCUGAUACAAAUAAGCUCGGACAAGGUGGGUUCGGCACUGUUUACAAGGGUAUCUUGUGUGAUGGCGAGGAAAUAGCAGUGAAAAGGUUGUCAAGGAAAUCAUGGCAAGGAUUAGAGGAGUUCAAGAACGAAGUCAUACUAAUAGCAAAACUUCAACAUAGAAACCUUGUGAGGCUUGUGGGUUGUGGCAUAGAGGGAGAAGAAAAGUUGCUCAUAUAUGAAUACAUGCCCAACAAAAGCCUUGAUCUCUUCAUAUUUGAUUCAGAGAAGCGUGCAAAACUUCAUUGGGAUAUACGCCUGAACAUUAUUCUUGGGAUUGCUCGAGCACUAAUUUAUUUGCACGAAGACUCGAGGCUUAAAAUCAUACACAGGGAUCUAAAGCCUAAUAAUGUUCUAUUGGACCAAGAAAUGGUGGCUAAGAUAUCAGAUUUCGGAAUGGCGAGAAUUUUUGGUGAAAACCAAAAUAUAGCUAACACCAAAAGAGUUGUAGGAACAUAUGGAUACAUGGCUCCCGAGUAUGCAAUGUGUGGAUUAUUCUCUGUAAAAUCUGAUGUUUUCAGUUACGGAGUGAUCUUGCUCGAGAUCAUUAGUGGGCAAAGAAACAGCGGCUUUUACCUUACAGAACAUGCUCAGACACUCCUUGCUUAUGCAUUGAGACUAUGGAGCGAUGGAAAAGAACUAGAAUUUUUAGAUCCAUUGUUGGCGGGGUCAUGCCCCGUGGCAGAAGUUGUAACAUGUAUCCAUAUUGGGCUUCUAUGUGUCCAAGAAGAUCUGAAAGAUAGACCAAAUAUGUCAUCUGUGGUGGUUCUAUUGGGAAGUGAAUCAGCAACACUUCCUGAACCAAAUCAACCUGCAUUUUCUGUUGGCAGGGUUGCUCAUAUCGAACCAUCUUCAUCCACAGAUCCUUCUGUAAAAAAUCAAGUCACUGUUUCUGGCAUAUCAUUGUAG
Camellia sinensis is the source of this 1716-nucleotide messenger RNA. NCBI's taxonomy places the organism in Eukaryota, Viridiplantae, Streptophyta, Magnoliopsida, Ericales, Theaceae. The record is from RefSeq and is a predicted model, not a curated record.